Seriola dumerili (greater amberjack) is the source of this 1993-nucleotide messenger RNA. RefSeq names its product DEAD-box helicase 56 (gene ddx56). The record is from RefSeq and is a predicted model, not a curated record. The transcript has 14 exons. The coding region runs from base 29 to 1717 and encodes 562 amino acids. Gene Ontology annotation, cellular component: nucleolus. Gene Ontology annotation, molecular function: RNA helicase activity; nucleic acid binding; ATP binding. Lineage: Eukaryota; Metazoa; Chordata; Actinopteri; Carangiformes; Carangidae.
GCACAUGUGAGUGUGGUGCGGUGGAGCGAUGGCUGACGAGACGCUGCAGUUUCAUGAAAUGGGCUUAGACGACCGUCUUUUAAAGGCGGUCGCGGAUCUGGGUUGGUCCCAGCCCACUCUGAUCCAGGAGAAGGCCAUCCCUCUGGCCCUGGAGGGGAAAGACCUCCUGGCUCGAGCCCGGACCGGGUCCGGAAAGACCGCUGCUUACGCUAUACCCGUCAUCCAGCGCAUCCUGACCUCCAAGCAGAGCGUUCGUGAGCAGGACGUGCGAGCUCUGGUCCUGGUUCCAACCAAGGAGCUGGGUCAGCAGGUUCAGACCAUGAUGAGACAGUUGACGGCGUUCUGCUCCAGAGACGUCCGGGUGGCCGACAUCUCCGGAAAGGCUGAUCUGUCGGCUCAGAGACCGAUCUUAAUGGAGAAGCCUGACGUGGUCGUGGGGACGCCGUCCCGUGUGCUGGCCCACCUCAACGCCCAGAACCUGGUCCUGCAUUCGUCCCUUGAGACUCUGGUGGUAGACGAGGCCGACCUGCUCUUCUCUUUCGGGUUCGAGGCAGAUCUGAAGAACCUGUUGUGCCAUUUGCCGAAGAUCUACCAGUCGUUCCUGAUGUCCGCCACUCUCACCGAGGACGUUCAGGCCUUAAAGGAGCUGCUGCUACACAACCCUGUGAUCCUGAAGCUUCAGGGCUCUCAGCUCCCGGACAGCAGCCAGCUGCAGCAGUACAGCAUCAAGUGCGAGGAAGAGGACAAGUUCCUGCUCAUCUACACGCUGCUGAAGCUGCGCCUGGUUCAGGGGAAGACGCUGGUGUUUGUGGGAGCAGUGGAGAGAUGCUACAGACUGAAACUGUUCCUGGAACAGUUUGGCAUCCCCGCCUGCGUCCUCAACUCCGAGCUGCCGGUUCACUCCAGGUGUCACAUCAUCACCCAGUUUAACCAGGGCUUUUACGACUACAUCAUCGCCACAGACGAACAGAGUUUGGCCGAUCCCACCGCAGCUCCGCAGGCGGCCGCGGGCAAAGGGAAGAAGAAGAAGAGCGCGGAGAAAGGAGGAAAGUCCAAGGACAAAGAGUACGGCGUCUCCAGAGGCGUUGAUUUCCAAAAUGUCGCCAACGUCAUCAACUUUGAUUUCCCCGCCACCGUGGAGUCCUACAUCCAUCGGGUCGGGAGGACGGCGAGAGCAGACAACUCGGGCACGGCUCUGUCCUUCAUCUCCCACACGGAGCUGGGUCUGCUGUCGGAGGUGGAGGAGGCGCUGACAGGAGAAAACGGUGAAUCUGUUCUGAAACCUUACGAGUUUAAGAUGGAAGAGAUCGAAGGCUUCAGGUACAGGUGCAGGGACGCCAUGCGCUCGGUGACGAAGCAGGCGGUGAGGGAGGCCAGACUGAAAGAGAUCAAACAGGAGCUGCUCAACUCAGAGAAACUCAAGACGUAUUUCGAGGAUAACCCCAGAGACCUGCAGCUGCUCAGACACGACAAAGACCUCCACCCUGCUGUGGUCAAACCCCACCUGAAGAACAUCCCUGAGUACCUGAUUCCUGAGACGCUGAAGGGCGUGGUGGAUCCGCUGUCCAGCAGGAGGAGGAGGAAGAGGAAGGAAAAGUCGAAACCUGAGGGAGUCGUCAAGAGCAGUUUCAAGAAGAACAUCCAGGGGAAGAACCCACUGAAGAGUUUCAGAUACACCGGCGGGAGGAGCAGGAAGGGUAAAGCAGGCCGCUCAUAGCUGCAGCUGCAGUUCACGUCACAUGACCGCGCCUCAGUCCUGGAUGUUAAAACUGUGCAGAGACACUGACCGGGAGGACGUUUGGUCUCCAUGUCGGCACAGGUGAGACAAAUACAAACUGUACGGACUCGGUUCGGAGGGUUAACGGGCCACGGACGAAAUGGACGUACGCUGACUUGACAGAAGAAUCAGUUUGAACCUGAUGACAUGAGACAGUAUCCACAUUAUCUCUUUUCUAAAGCUUCUAUUCUUGAAACAUUGUUUAUUAAAAUAAAA